UUAAUUUUCUCCAGCUGGUAAGUUUUUGUAUGUAUUUUGUCAGUUUCAUAGUAUAUUUACGGGGUGUGGUCUUUGUUAUUUUCGUUGUAUAAAUGAAUAUGUCUAUAGGUAAUUAUUGUUUCAGUGCGGGGAUAGUUAUAUCGUUAAGGCCAGUGGGUCAGUGGUGAAACGUCAGUGAAGGCUUGGCGUAGCAUAUGUUGGGCAGGACUAGGACCGAGUACUAUUAACGGAGCAGCGCGUGACGCAAUUGGGACGCACGGGAGCUCGUUUUUGAACGUUUAUUGUCAGGAGGCCCUGUGUGGAUAGUUUUUCAGUGAGAGACCUUCGAGUCCGGGACUGGAGACAGGAAAUCCACCUACGACUUCUUUGUCGUGCAGGAGGAAGGGAAGGAGAGGAAGUUCCUGUCGAGGACUGGAAAGGAAUUCUCCCGUUUUCUAACUACGCUUCUCAACCUAAAAAACCUAAAAACCGGUAGUAAGAUGAUAAUAUCCACUAAGAAAAAGUUCUCUAAGCUUCCGGGUGAAGUGCUUAAGACUGCUGAAGACUCGUUCUAUGCAACACAGUUCAACUUCACAAUGAGAAGAGGAACCAUUCUCAAACAGCUCCCAAACACUGACAAAGAUGUUCUCAUAAAGAAAUGGGAAGAGGACAUCAGACUGUUCCUUUCUCCUGAAGCCAUUUCUGUUGGAGAUGCUCUGGAAUUGCAAGAAGGGUCCAGAGUUACUGUUAGAUGUACAGUUAAAGAGAAUUUUUUGGCCCAUGUUCAUAUGCACUAAAUAACCAGAAAAUGAAUUUUUUUUAUAUCAUGUCUAUGAUAACUGUAUAGAUGCACCUAUACCUGACUUGAGUCUAAAAACAAAUAUCAAUGGUGUAUGAAUGAACCAUAACAGGAAAUCAUAGACAAUUAUAAAAUGCCAUAGCCGACAUGAUGUACUAUUGUUUAUAUUUCAACAAAUUUGAUUCAGACGAAAUAUAAGGAAAUUUUACUUUAUAGGCUGUACUUUAUUAACCAGUACUUUUCGCUUUUUUGCCAACCUUGAAUUGAACGACUUAAUACUAAUUGAUGUUAUCCUUUGAUUUGGCAAUUAACAAGUAUCCAACGUCUUUUCAAAUUUGGAAUAUACUAUCACACAACAUAUAAUUGCCGAAAUUGUUAGAUCGACACUGACAAGUGACGCAGCUAACCGAUAUAUAAAUGCUUUAACUGCACAAAUAAGUAGACCAAAAAGCAACCUUUUCUUUCAUCACUACACGCUACAGUUUAUACUUUAACUGAUGAUCUUUGUCUCUUAGAGCGACUUCGGUUCAUACUCGAGUACGCACUCGAGUAGGUCAUCACAUGACCGGAUGUUUACAGCUACACGUGGUUUUCAACCGAACUAACAGCUGACUACUAGAGUUACACGAGUAGUGUACUGUCAUGGCUACCUUAGGUGUGCUAUAUAUUAUUCUGGAGAAUUUUUUUGACGAUGACCAUGACAUUGUACACUUUUGGAGUCUCAGAAAUUCGACAAUAGGGCAUCUUAUUGCCCAGAGUCAGUUUGCUUCCAGGCGACCAUAUUUGCCUCGGAUAACAGGGUUUGCCGAAGAUAUUAUUAUACCCCAGUUUAAUUCAUGCGACUUUAAAUACCACUUUCGCCUAAGCAGAGAGAUGUUCGAGGAAAUCCUUGUUCACAUUGGACACAGGCUAGCUUCAGAUCACUGUGGAGGACUGGUCGAGACAGAACCUACCAAACAGCUGCUAAUAUUUGCAUGUUACAUGGCUAACACCGAGUCCAUGAGAGAAGUUAGCCUGUGCUUCAAUGUUGGUCUUGCAACUGUGCAUAGAAUUAUUGGGAGAACCUGCAGAAUCAUAAUUGAGUGUCUUGCUAAUGUAAUCAGAUGGCCAAGUUCUGCUGAGCAACAAGUCAUUGCUACAAGGUUUCAGCUGAACUACAUGUUUCCUCACACAGUUGGUGUCCUUGACGGAACACAUAUUCGCCUAUCUUCCUGCCCUGGAGGAGAUCCCGAUUACAUAAACAGAAAAUCGUUUCCCUCUAUGCAGCUUCAGGUUGUGUGCGACGACACCCUUCUUCUAACUAACAUCUACACUGGGUGGCCUGGAAGUACCCAUGAUGCAAGAGUAUUGCGGAAUUCCGAGCUGUUUACCAGAGCUGAAGCUGGCAGCUGUAUUGACCCCGAUAAACUCAUCAUAGGUGAUAGUGCAUAUCCGCUAAAGCCAUGGCUUGUAACCCCAUUCAGGGAUAAUGGCAGACUGAAUUUACAACAAAGACGCUUCAACCGUGUAUUAUCGUCAGGACGACAGGUUGUAGAGCGUUGUAUAGGACAUCUUAAAGGGCGAUUUCGUCGUUCGCGAGAAAUACCUGUUCAUAAACCUGAAGAUAUUGUUUCUAUCAUAGUUUCAGGAUGCAUCUUGCACAACCUGUGCAUUAUACACAAGGAUGAUGUAGAAAAUUUCAUUGAGGAAGAUGGAAACGGUCAUCCAAACAAUUAUCCAAACUUAUUUAGAAAUGAUGUGAAUGGGAUUAACAGAAGACUACAAAUUAUGGCAGGACUACCAUAAGUGUAUUUGAUGAAACAGUCUCUCUCAAACGCUGGAACUGACAGUUGCAUUCAUACCAUUACUUUAAA
Molecule: messenger RNA, 2631 nt
Organism: Magallana angulata
Lineage: Eukaryota; Metazoa; Mollusca; Bivalvia; Ostreida; Ostreidae
Product: putative nuclease HARBI1
Exons: 5
Coding region: 1421-2563 (380 amino acids)
Source: RefSeq, a predicted model, not a curated record